Messenger RNA from Cokeromyces recurvatus, 1348 nucleotides. RefSeq lists its product as uncharacterized. The record is from RefSeq and is a predicted model, not a curated record. Bases 193 to 1071 code for a protein of 292 amino acids. Gene Ontology annotation, biological process: nitric oxide catabolic process; cellular response to nitrosative stress. Lineage: Eukaryota; Fungi; Mucoromycota; Mucoromycetes; Mucorales; Mucoraceae. The transcript is spliced from 3 exons. Gene Ontology annotation, cellular component: intracellular anatomical structure. Gene Ontology annotation, molecular function: FAD binding; nitric oxide dioxygenase [NAD(P)H] activity; oxygen binding.
CUUCUUCUAAUUUUUUAUUGUUUUUUAUUGUUUUUCUUUUUCUUUUUCUUCUUCUUCUUCUUCUUUACUGUAUAUACGCACUCUCUUUCGUGUCUAAUAAACAAUUCAAACUACUCACUCACUACUGCAAAAAAGCUCCUCCACCCCCUCUUCUCCCUCCCUUUUUUUAUAUACAUAUAUAUUUAAUUACAGAUGGAAUCAGUGCCAACAAUGCAGCAUAAUACAAAUGAUACAAAGUCAAAUACUUUUCUCUUUAAUAAGCUAUCACCUACAACAAAUAGCAGUAUACGGAAAUUCUUUAACAGGUUUCCUAAUCAUUCAAAACCUGCUAAUCAUCCUCCCACUGAUACUAUGAGCACUUUAUCAUCAGAUAGAGAAUCUAUGAUGGGUUGUCCUGCUCUACUCAUGUCAUCCGCUACUACUUCUUCUUCUUCAUUUGAUGAUGAAGUUCUUUCACCCACUCAAAGACAAAUUGAUCUUGUUCGUACAAGUUGGGAACGGGUCACGGAACGACGUUAUGAGACAGAUGACCGAAACGUGUCUGCCACACAUGCAUUUGGACUUGCCUUUUAUGAUGCUCUCUUUAGUAUGGAUGAAAAUUGUCAAUCUCUAUUUAGUAAUAUUCUACAACAAGCUAGAGCCCUCACAGGUAUGAUUUCAUAUAUCGCCAGAGCUCCUAAAGUGACAAAUCAUCAUUCUUCUUCUUCUUCAUCACCAUCAACGACUACCACUAUACGUGAUAUCAAUGCAAUAAACAAAGAUCAAUCAUCAGGAUAUGUUGAAGGAGAUCCUGAAUGUCUUGCGUUACGGAUGAGAGAGUUGGGUGCAAGACAUUAUUAUUAUAAUGUGAAACCAGAACAUUUUGAAUUAGUAGGUCCUGCCUUUGUAGCUGCCUUAAAAUCGAGAUUAGCUGAUGAAUAUACAGAUGAAAUCGGUGAAGCGUGGAUCAAGGCAAAUGCUUAUGCAGCUUACAAUAUGAGGAUUGGGUUCGAAUUUCAGCUGGCCUGGGAAGAAGGAACUAAUCAAAAGUUAGCAUCAAAGAAAAAUAAAGCAGCAUGUACCAUUCAAUAAAAUUUACAUUUUUUUUUUCUGUCUUGAUUAAACUUUGGCAAGGGUAUUUAUAAGGGUGUACUAAGGAUAAUUGAACUUUGAAAGAGAAUAUAAUGAUCUGUCAAAAUAAGAGUGAUAAUAACAAGUUGUUUGUAUAACAAAGUUUUGAAAUAUUGUUUGUACUAAUAAUAAUACAGAUGUGUGUGUUAAAUAUUAUUAUUUUGUGACAGCCAGAAAUGGCACAACAACAAUCAUUGCAAUCAAAAGCCAAUCAUUUUCAUCAUUAUCGACCUAUUGC